This is a messenger RNA of Sordaria macrospora k-hell, 3108 nucleotides long. RefSeq lists its product as uncharacterized. Gene Ontology annotation, cellular component: cytosol. Gene Ontology annotation, molecular function: oxidoreductase activity, acting on the aldehyde or oxo group of donors; sulfite reductase (NADPH) activity; FMN binding. The record is from RefSeq and is a predicted model, not a curated record. NCBI's taxonomy places the organism in Eukaryota, Fungi, Ascomycota, Sordariomycetes, Sordariales, Sordariaceae.
AUGCCGUCUCUUGCCUCCAUCUCCGGGCCGACCUAUGUCACCAGCCAACUGCUUGUCCAGCAGACUGCCUACAAGCUCUCCGACAAGAUCUUCUCUUACUCCCCCGAUACCUUCGACCUCGAUGUCGCCGUGAAGGAAUGGGCCGAGGCCAACGAGAAGAACGUCCACGGUGAGACCACCACCGUUGUCCCUCUCCAGACCAGGGCCGGUGCCGGUGCUUUUGCCCUUGGCUACAUCUUCUCCAAGGACUUUGACUUGGCCAAGCGCCAUGUGCCCCAGACUCUCCUGGCCCCGUCGUUGAGCCUUCGUCACCUUCGCUCUUCCCUCGACCAGCUCGCCCUUCUCUAUGGCGUCUCCAGCCCCUUCGUCGCCCACGUUGCUGCUGCCGACUACAACGCCCAGGAUGGCCUCGGUGCCGACUACGCUACCGCUCUUCAGAUCGCCGAGGACCUUGGUCUUGCCCUCGUUUCCAGCUCGUCUGCCUAUGAGGUCCAGCACAUGUCUCUGCUCGCCACUCUUUUGGCUUCUGUCCUCCCCACUCUCCACAUCUACGACGGUAUCCGCACCGCCAGGGAGUCCUUGAGGGUCGUCGAUGCCCUCGGCGAGGCUCACAUUGCCCAUGUCUACGCCAAGGUCUCCAAGGAGGCUGCUGCCCUCAACAAGAGGCUGGAUACCGCCGGCAAGGUUGUUGAGCUUCUCAAGGCCUUCAACAGCGAGCUCGGCACCUCUUAUGCUCCUUUCGAGUACCACGGCCACGAGGCUCCCGAGACCGUCCUUGUCGUCUUCGGUAGCGCCGAGGCCCAGCUUGCCAAGCAGGUUGCUACCGCUUUGGCCGCCGAUGGCAAGAAGGUUGGCACUGUUGUCGUCCGUGUCUACCGCCCCUUCGUCGAGGAGGCUUUCCUCGAGGUUCUCCCUGCCUCCGUUCAGCAAAUUGCCGUUCUCGGCCAGGUCGCCGAUGCUGCCUCCGUCGAGGAUGCCAACGUGCAGUCUGCCCUCUACUCCGAUGUCCUCACUGCUGUCUCCUUUACCGAGAAGCUGUCUCAGGCCCCCGAGGUCGUCGAUAUCCGUUAUGCGGUCACUGAUGCCCACACUCCCAGCUCCAUCUCCUCCAUCUUCGACAAGCUCACCAGCAAGGGUGAGACUGAGCCCGUCGCUUUCACUCUGGCCGCUGUCGAGGAGGCCCAGCAGUACGUUUUCUGGGAUGUCGACAACUCCUCUGCCGUCGCUUCUCCUGCGGCCGUUGGCAAGCUCCUCGAGACCGAGCAGUCCAGCAACGUCUAUGUUCACCAGACCUACGACAACCUCGUCCAGGGUGGUGUUGUUCGCACCGACAUCAGGGUUUCCCAGAGAUCCAUCGAGGCUCCCUACCCUGUUGAGAACGCCGAUGUCGUCUUCGUUGGUGAGGAGAAGCUCCUCAAGGAGAUUGCUAUUGUCAAGGGUGUCAAGGCCGGCGGCAAGCUCAUUGUUCGUCUCCCCAGCUUCAAGGAGGACGAGCUUGAGAAGCGCAUCCCUGCUGCUGCCCAGAAGGAGAUUCAGGAGAAGAAUGUCGAGCUCUACGUUCUCGACACUUCCUCGUCUCCUGCUCUCGAGAAGGAGGCUCGCCUCGUUGUUGACGUUGCCUUCCUCCGCGUUGCUCGUGCCGAUAUCACCAAGUUCGACUCCCUUUCUACUGACCAGGACGCUCUGACCGAGGCCGUCAACGCCCUUGACCAGUCCGUUCGCAAGGUUGAGGUGCCCGCCACUUGGGCCGAGGCUGAGGGUGCUGUUGCUCCCCUUGUUGACAGCGUCAAGCCCAACAGCUUCGUCGCCUUCCAGAAGGAGGAAGAAGAGGAGAGCUCCAGCCUCGAGAACUGGCAGUCUGCUGCCAAGGGCUUCGCUUUCAAGGAGGCCUACGGCACCCAGAACCAGCUCCGUCCUGACCUCACCGUCAAGACCUACACCAUCAAGGUCAAGGAAAAUCGCCGUCUUACCCCCACCAACUAUGAUCGCAACAUCUUCCACAUUGAGUUCGAUCUUGGUGACUCGGGUCUCACCUACAACAUUGGUGAGGCUCUUGGUAUCCACGCCGACAACGACCCUGAGCAGGUCCUCCAGUUCAUCCUGGCUUAUGGCCUCAACGCGGACGACCUUGUCCAGGUUCCUUCCCGCGAGGAUCCCGCCGUUCUCGAGACCAGGACCGUCUACCAGUCCCUCGUCCAGAACGUUGACAUUCUCGGCAAGCCUCCCAAGCGCUUCUUCGAGUCCCUCGCCCAGUUCGCCACGGACGAGGAGGAGAAGAAGAAGCUCGAGCGUCUCGGCAGCAAGGAGGGCGCCGACGAGUUCAAGCGUCUUACCGAGGAGGAUACUGUCACUUAUGUCGAUGUUCUCGACAUGUUCAAGUCGGCCCACCCCGACUUCAGCGACCUUGUCCGCAUCGUCGACCCGCUCAAGCGCAGAGAGUACUCCAUCGCCUCUGCCCAGGCUGUUACCCCCAACUCGGUCACUCUCAUGAUCGUCGUUGUCAACUGGGUCGACACCAAGGGCCGCACCCGCUACGGCCACGCCACUCGCUACCUCUCCGGCCUUGCUCCCGGCGCCACCAUUACGGCGUCCGUCAAGCCCUCGGUCAUGAAGCUCCCCGUCAAGGACACGGCCCCCUCAUUAUGGCCGGUCUUGGUACCGGUCUCGCUCCCUUCCGCGCGUUCGUCCAGUACCGCGCUAUGCAGAAGGCGCAGGGCAAGGAGAUCGGCUCCAUCCUUCUCUACCUCGGUUCCCGCCACCAGCGCGAGGAGUACCUCUACGGCGAGGAGUGGGAGGCGUACCUCGACGCCGGCGUCAUCACGCUGCUCGGCGCCGCCUUCUCGCGCGACCAGCCCGAGAAGAUCUACAUUCAGGAUCGCAUGCGCCAGACCGUCACCGACAUCGUCAAGGCCUAUAUCCAGGAGGAGGGCUCCUUCUACCUCUGCGGUCCUACCUGGCCCGUGCCUGAUGUCACUGCCGUGCUCGAGGAGGCCAUUGCUGCUGAGGCUCAGGGGAGCGGCCGCAAGGUUGACCCCCGCAAGGAGAUUGAGAGGCUUAAGGAGGAUGGUCGCUAUGUCCUUGAGGUGUACUAAAUGUAUGUCUCUGUGA